Hyaloscypha bicolor E is the source of this 945-nucleotide messenger RNA. RefSeq names its product HET-domain-containing protein. Lineage: Eukaryota; Fungi; Ascomycota; Leotiomycetes; Helotiales; Hyaloscyphaceae. The record is from RefSeq and is a predicted model, not a curated record. The annotation marks the transcript as partial. The transcript has a single exon.
AUGGGGGAAUAUAUAUACCAACCGAUCGAUCACGAUCGCCCUUCUAUUCGGCUCCUCCGACUUCUUCGCGGAAGCUUUUCGGAUAUUAUUCAAGGCGACCUUUUCGAGGGAUGGAUUAAUCAACUCGAAGGUGGUAUACCGUAUAAUGCUUUGUCAUAUACAUGGGGAACUACAGAAAAGUCUGCCCGUAUUAUCGUCAAUGGAUAUAUAAUGCGUAUUACUUCGAACCUGUAUACGGCACUCCAGCAUCUACGCGUUUAUAAUAUGGACAUAAUUCUGUGGAUCGACGAUAUUUGUAUCGAUCAAGCGAAUAUGCAAGAGUGGAGACAUCAAGUUCAACAAAUGAGUUAUAUCUACAGAGAAGCCGAACAAGUUAUUGUUUGGUUAGGCUUGGGUACCGAAGAGACUAACUAUACUAUGGAUUCGAUCAAGCGCCUACAAGAGAACUUUAUCAAAAUUGAAGGCGGUUGGAGACGUUCGGCUCAACUUUGGAUGCACCUACAAAGUAGGCCAGAAGACGCAAAUUUUCACGAAUACGCUAAGUUACAUAAAGGAAUGGAGUUAAUAUUAAAACGGCCAUGGUUUCAAAGAAUCUGGAUCUUGCAAGAAAUUGCUAACGCUCGAACCGCUACUAUCUACUGCGGUAGGAAGUCUGUCUCAGCGCGAACUUUUGCUCAAAUGCCGUCUAUAAUAGGGUUACAACCCGAGCCCCAUUCCCAAGCUGUUCUGGAAAUAAUGCCUGGUCUACGCAAAGAGUCUUGGUGGGGGCAAGAUCGGAAUUUACAAACUCUAUUAAGGAAGUUCCGUGGAAGCAAAGCAACAGAUAAGCGAGAUAUUGUCUAUGCAUUACUAGGCAUAUCAUCCGAUGUAUAUCAGAGCGACACUUUGCUUCCAGAUUACACGAAGUCGUCACAGCAGGUUAUCCGGGAUACUAUUUCAUUUUUA